UCUAACGAUUCUAACCUGGUUUCAAAGUGUGUACUGUGCCUUUCUUCUUCUCGCAGAACCUUCGCCUAUCUCACAGCUCACUCCCUCUAGAAGAUGAAAUACCCAUAAAUACCCAGAAAUUAAAUAAAAAACAAAAUCUCCGAAAUACCCACCAAAUUUAUCAAUAAUUUCCAUACUCAUCAGUGAUUUUGAGGUGCUAUAAUGAUAAUAAAAGGACUGUUCAGGAGGUAUGAAAGAUGGAACCCAGUACACCCAACAUCUGGAGCAUUUUGGGGAUUGGGAGUAGGAAUUGGUUGUGGUAUUGGAUGGGGUCCUGGUUUUGGGCCUGAGGUGGUUGGUUAUGUUGGAGCUGGAUGUGGUGUUGGUUUUAGUGUUGGUUUCACUCUGCUUGGUGCUGGAAUUGGUCUUCCUGCAAAUUGGCUCCUUCAAGUUCCUUAUAAUGCUGCGAUGGCAACAAGAAGUGGUGCAUUGGGGUUUGGUCAAUCUAGUGGUCUUCCUUUCUCCAAAAACAUUGCAGGGGAGGGUUGGAACAACAUUGCACCUUGCUUCACAAACCUGCAGAGAGAAGCCAGUGGAAGGUUCUCUAGCUUUAAGCAACAACAUCUUUUGGACAAAGGGGUUGAUUUAUCUGAAAUGAAGAGCCGGCUAAGUGUCAAUGCUAGUUCUAUGUGUGAAAGUUUAGAAGCAUUUCGGGGACGCUUCUUCCACUCUCCCAAAGGUACAAAAAGUUGACACCAUAGACUAUCUGGUGCAUAUAUUAUAAGGAUUACAGAAGACCUUUGUUUAUUAGUUCUGCAAAUUCCUGAUACAGAUAAUGUGCCUCCAAUAGUUUCCAACAUCAUUUAUCUUGUACCAGCUUCAGAUGCAUCAUAGGUUUCGCCGUCCUCAUUUUCAGUUUUAAUGUUAUAUUUAUGAAACCUAAUAAGAUUCACGUUUUUUAUGGACUUUAUC
Prunus mume (Japanese apricot) is the source of this 951-nucleotide messenger RNA. Its product is annotated as Putative membrane lipoprotein. NCBI's taxonomy places the organism in Eukaryota, Viridiplantae, Streptophyta, Magnoliopsida, Rosales, Rosaceae. The record is from RefSeq and is a predicted model, not a curated record.